Messenger RNA from Polypterus senegalus (gray bichir), 3833 nucleotides. RefSeq names its product cyclic AMP receptor 3. Bases 85 to 1134 code for a protein of 349 amino acids. Gene Ontology annotation, biological process: adenylate cyclase-activating G protein-coupled receptor signaling pathway; cell surface receptor signaling pathway. Gene Ontology annotation, molecular function: cAMP binding; G protein-coupled receptor activity. Lineage: Eukaryota; Metazoa; Chordata; Cladistia; Polypteriformes; Polypteridae. The record is from RefSeq and is a predicted model, not a curated record. Gene Ontology annotation, cellular component: plasma membrane. The transcript is spliced from 13 exons.
GUCCCUAGCCUCUCGCUGUACAAAAUGUAGCUUUCGCAAUUAUCAAUCAUAAACAUUGAAGGCUGCUUUUUCUUUUACUUCAAAAUGGUAAUUGAAAGCGUUAAAUAUUUCACAAACGGCAGUCGCUGUACAGUUUUCAACGCAGACUCUGACGACUACAGAUGUGUCACAAUCAUUGUGGUUAAACGGGUCACUGCUGCAUUUUCUUUAAUAGGCUGCUUUUUCAUGCUCCUUGUAAUAUGGCUGUUUCGAAAAUACAACUCAUUGGCGCAGAAGAUGAUACUGAGCUUGACAGUUGCUGGUGCUUUGGAUAGUGUUGCCUAUCUCAUGGGAGACAUCCGUCCAGAUGGAUCCCUAUGCAAUUUCCAGGCUUGGUGGCUAACAUAUUUUGAUUGGAGUGCUUUGGCUUGGGUUUGUCUUAUUACCCUAAAUCUCUACCUUAACUUGGUGAAAGAAAAGAGAACAGAGAGGCUGGAAAUAUUCUACCAUUUAAUAGCCUGGGGCAUCCCAUUUGUGAUGUCAUGUCUACCCCUUCUCAAAGAUUACUAUGGCCCAGCUGGUGUAUGGUGCUGGAUUACAGAUGAUCAUGUAGCCUGGAGAUUUGGCAUAUGGUAUGUUCCUCUUUUCACCUUAAUUUUCCUGAUGACAUUGUGCUAUCUUCGUAUCAUCUGUGUUGCCAAAGAAAGGGUUUUAUUGUGGUCUGGGACAUAUGACCCAGAAAGAGAAAGGAGAAAGGCAUUGUUAGUGCAAGAGAUCAAACCACUGAAGUGGUACCCUUCGGUGUACUUGCUGGUGUCCCUGUUUCCUCUCAUUAACAGACUCCACAAUGCUUUCUACCCCAGCCAGCCUGUCUUCACAUUGACACUUUUGCAUGUUAUUUCUGCUCCUCUACACGGUCUGGCCAAUGCUUUUGUGUUUGGCUUGGACAAAGACACCUGGAGCCAACUUAGUGUCAACAGCCUGCAGCUGGCUCUUCACUCCCGUUUCUGUGACAGGACUCUGAUAAAGGAGUACCGACCUGGGUCAGUGCGCUACAUGCCCCGGGCUGAAGGAGAUUCCUCAGAUUCAGGAGACGACGAUACUGCUGUGCUCUUCUACUCCCCAGCGAUGACUCUUAAGGACAGGGGGCCGUGAUGCGUGAUUGGUGGCACCGCUCCACCAGCGAGAGUGCGAGCUGCCUGUGUGAGGCGGAGAGGACAGCCUGGGAGACACUGGAGACGAGCUGUCAGCCUUCAUUAUUAAUUCCCAGCUCUUAAUAUUUAAUGUCAGAGAACUGCAGCCCCCCAUGCCGCUGCAGAGUCAUCAGACAUUCAGAGGACAUAUCAAGCUGAGUUCCGGAGGCGGGAGGCGGAGGGUGGGGGUGGGUUUGGCUAGAUUGGAACAGAGCGAUUGCGAGCAAACGAGAGGGAGUGUGAAGGCCGGGACUUGCUGGCUUCUGGAUGAGGGACGCUUGACCUGUUCCUGUGUGGGUAUUCAGUAUUUUUCAGACACAUUGUUUAAGACCCUGAAACGUGCAAUAAGAAUUUUUUGUGGUCAAAGAUUUAAAAAUACAUUUUGAGCAUUUAUCAGUAUGAAAAGAAGCAAACACAUGAAGCAUGCUUCCUAAUUAUUUGUGAUACCUUUUUUAAUGGUGGUAGUUGCAUUUUCGAAUGGCUUGUCCUUCAGAUAACUGCUGAAUUUUGAGAGCGUGCUUAAUCUUCUAACAAGUCCACGUUUUUUUUCUUCCUAUCCUUCUAUUGUUGGUUCUUGUUCCCCUUGCAGUGCUGGAUAAGUCAAAGAAAUCAAAUCUUUCUAAUUACACCUCCUGACCCCUCUUUUCUGGAUGGAUUUCAGGUGCUCAGCACUAACAGUCCAUCCAGUGCAGACAAUGAUCUUCCAAAUUUUUUAGCCUCUGCUAUUUGUGAGCUUGUUAAAUUCACAAACAACAGUUACGCAUACUGAUUCAUCUUGUAUCUGUCAGCAAGGGCGUUGACCCACAGCGGCCUGACCUGAUUUUUACCCUGAAGCUUCAUUUUCAAACUUGUCUUUGCUACACUGGUCAUCAAUGUUUAGUAUGCUAGCCAUAUGAAUUCUGUGAAAUAAAGACUGUGGGCAACACCACACUUGGUACUAUCAUUGGUUGUAUAUUGUGGCAGCUUAGAAUUAGAGAGAUGGCCAGCACACUAUCUACCACAAAGGUAAGUUCUAAAAGCUCAUAACGGUAAAGGAAAUUAAUUUUUAAAAAAUCCACUAGCCGAUACAAAACUGCAGCGUAAAUGAAGGCAAGUGGUUCAUCUACAGAAGCCACCUCUUUGGCCUCACACCUCAUUGCAUUCUUAAUUUACACUUAACACUUUCACGUGUCAGUCCAUUACUCACUAGGAGAGAACUGAUUGAGUUUAAAUAGUCUGAACGUGUCUGCUUGUGCUUCUUCCAGAACUUUGCUGCAGAUUCUCAGGAGAGCUCACUUUUUCACACGUUGCUUUUCCAUAUCUGAAUUGAAAUGUCCAUGAAAAAAGAUAAUCAAUACCAAUACCACGGAUGACAAAGCGUGUUGUUUUUACAAUGUCAUUCAAAUUACCACUUUCAUUGAUGCAUUCAUGAAAUCUGAACCAUGUAUGAGUAAAUAUUCUUGAUUUCAAAUCUCCCAGAUAUUUUCAAGUAAUUUCUAAGAUCUGCCUGAAUUGCAUCAUUUAAACUAGUAUUGCCAAACUCGAAUCCUCAAGUUAAAUAUACUUUUAUUUGUUAAUGCAGGAAGAACAUUUCAGUCCAGCAGCCGUAGCAUUUUCCAUGUUGCUUUGUCUUCCAACUUCCAUUAGUUAAUGUAUUACUUUUUAUAUAACACAAUGAAAUAAUAAAGUUUAGAAUAUCUGAAAAAUGUUAAUUUCCUUCUUUUUCAAAAAUGUCAACAGCUUUUAAUAUCUGGGUCAUAUCAUAUCAUAUGUUUCUGGACUGGCACUUAAAGCUACUUGUGGGGAUUACUAUGCACACGGUUAGGACAUUCAAAUAGAAAUUUUUACUUAAUUUAUUGAUGUCGACAUACACUGCACCUCCAACUCUGUGUUUUCUCUAUAUAUUUUUAAUUUGUCUAUUCAUUUCCAGAGUUCAUGUUUCUGGUACAGAGUCAAGGAGAGAGUGUGUCUAUAUCAGGCUGUAAGGCCAGAAUGAGCCCUGGACAGGACAAUAAACCAUCACAGGCAGGCCAUACUCACGUCACUUAUUCUUGGCUGAGAGCCACAAAUCAGCCCGACUGCAUGUCUUUGAACAGCACUGAGAGAACAAGUGGCCCCAAGGAAUAUGCAGAACACAGGGAGACCAAUGCAACACCUCUCUCUGCCCUGGACUGUUAAGGUCAUUUGUUUCUGCAAUAAAACUCUCUGUUCAUCCAUUUUCUAUUCUGGUUUACCCAUAUCAACAAUUGCAGAGAGUCUAUCCUGGCAACAUUAGGCAAAAAGAAAUGACAAACCUUGGGCAAGAUUUCAGAGCACACUCAUACAGACAACUACACUAGGCCAGACUAAAUUCACGAGUUAAAAUAACACUUUGGGAGAAAAAGCUCCCCAGACAUAAAAAAAGACAUGCAUACUCCACACAGUGCCAGAUUUAAAUCCAAUCUCAUGGAGCUGAAUACUCAACAAAAAAUGCAAAUAUAAGACAAUGUGUACAGCUAAUAACAAUGCAUUGUUUCUCCAAUUAUAAAAAGUGAAGGCAAACUCCUUUAAAAGUAAAGAUUUCACUGGUAAAAUGCCUAAGAUCAUCAGACCUGAGGAUUUCUUUUUCCUUUUAACAUGCUUAGAUACAAUGAAUAACUUACUGUGAACCAUAAUUCUAACUCGAUAAAAAAUUCACCUUGA